Lethenteron reissneri (Far Eastern brook lamprey) is the source of this 7355-nucleotide messenger RNA. It is a transcript of the gene SLC35F4, whose product is annotated as solute carrier family 35 member F4. The record is from RefSeq and is a predicted model, not a curated record. Gene Ontology annotation, cellular component: membrane. NCBI's taxonomy places the organism in Eukaryota, Metazoa, Chordata, Hyperoartia, Petromyzontiformes, Petromyzontidae.
CUCGUCGGUCCCAACCGCACGAGACCCCAUCGCUCUCCACCGCCCCACCGCAGCCACUCCAGCGGGGAGCGCGCUGCCGGCUGCCGGCUGUCGGAGCUGUGCCCCCUCGCUCUGGGGGGACGUCAAUGGGACCAGCGGCUCGGUCGCCAUGGUGAAGCGAUGCACGGCGAGACGCCGCUGCCGACAGCGCCUCGCGCGGGGAGAGGGGACGGGCUGCGGCGCGGUGAUGGUGCGGCACUGGCUGGUGCCGCCGUGCGUGCCAAGCCCGGCCGAGCCUUGAAGCGGCAGGAGUCGGCGGCGGCUGUGGCGUCGGUAGUUUGGGCGGCGGCCGGGAAGCAGCCAUGAGGAAGCACUCUGCCAGGGUGGCGCCCGUCGCUGCCGGCACGGCCACCCGCGGCACCGGUGACGAAUCCCCGACCGAGGCCCGGACGGAGCCGGAGGGAGGGGAGGGCGCGGGGAGUCCGCGUUGCGACCGCUGCUGCACCCCCGAGGGCGCGCACCGCAGCGCGUGCGGCGUGGGCGCUCUGCUCGCCGUGGCCGCCUGCCUCGUCGGCGUGAGCCAACUGGCGCGCAUCUCCUCGUCCCGCGUCUACGCGCCCUUCUUCCUCACCUGGUUCGCCACCGCCUGGAAUGUCGCCUUCUUCCCCAUCUACUACCUGGGCCACGUGGCCAGCACCAGCGAGCGCCAAUCGCCGCUCAAGCUGCUACGGGAGUGCACGCGUCUGGUCGGCGAGGACGGCAUGACGGUGCGUCUCUUCCUCAAGCGGCUGGCGCCCUUCUGCACGCUCUGGGUGCUCACGCAUUACCUGUACCUGCUGGCGCUGCGCAAGCUGCCGCCGAGCGACGCGUCGGCGCUCUUCUGCUGCAACAAGGCCUUCGUGUUCCUGCUGUCGUGGAUCGUGCUCAAGGACAAGUUCAUGGGCGUCCGGAUAGUGGCAGCCAUCCUGGCCAUAGCCGGCAUCGUGAUGAUGGUCUACGUGGACGGCUUCCACCACGACUCCAUCGUGGGGGUGGCUCUCGCUGUGGGCUCUGCCUCCACCUCUGCGCUCUACCAGGUCUUGUUCAAGAUGCUUCUGGGAAGCGCAAACUUCGGCGAGACGGCGCAUUUCCUCUCGUCGCUCGGCCUCUUCAACAUCCUCUUCGUGUCGGCCGUGCCGGUGGUGCUGUACUUCACGCGUGUCGAGUACUGGCCCUCCGCCUCCACGCUGCCCUGGGGCUGCAUCUGCGGCAUCGCGUGCCUCCUGCUCGCCUUCAACAUCCUGGUGAACUUUGGGGUGGCGGUCACCUACCCAACGUUCAUUUCCUUUGGGAUUCUGCUCAGCGUCCCGGGCAAUGCAGUGACGGACGCGCUUUGCACGGACGUGGACUUCGGCUCGCUGCGCCUCCCCGCGCUGCUGGUGAUCUGCGUCGCCUUCCUCCUGCUGCACCUGCCCGAGGACUGGGACGAGGUGGCGCUGCGGCUGCUGCAGCGCCUGCGCGAGAAGAAACGCGAGGAAGGCGGCGCGGGGGACGAGCACCCCGAGCUGGGCAUGCUGUCGCGCGGAAAGAGCCGGGCCAUCGCCGCCUGCUGAAUGCACGCGGCGCUGUCGGCGGUGGCGGAGCCCGCAAACGCCCCGCUCCCUCCGACGUCUCAGCUCUCUCCCGCGCGCGCCGUAGCUCGGCUAUGCCGCCGUUGCCGCUGCCGCUGCCUGGGGGGCGUCGUAACGAUAAGCGGAGGUGUCGAGUCUCGUAGACGCACGCUGCGCGGCAGCGCCCUAGCGCGGUUGGCACCGGAUCCUGACGCAAGAAUGGAUGGGAACCCCCCCCCCCCCCACUACUCACCUCCCUUUUCGUAGCCCGGCACCUGGGUCCCUUGCGUCUGUUGUGUAGGGCCUGGCGUGCAACGCCCACACAUUUGAAAGCUGCGCCACCGUAAUGUGCGUUAGUCAGCAGGUGGUGAAGCAAGGUUCGCCGGGACGCACGGCUCAGCAGCGACGCUUUGUCGCGAUGCCGUCGCUUAACAUCGCAACGGGACGAACUCCGUGCGAUACGGAUGAGCUGGCUAAGUGGCAAUGGGGAAUGUAUCUCAGUGGGACAGCAGCACGGCACUGGGUCGGUGGUUUCACCGAAGCACAACUUCCUCCGCGUGCCACCUUUGUUUUCGCGUUUGCAUCUCCGUCCGUAAAUCACGGGGUCUUCAUCACUGACAACCGAUAAGCAAUACGCGCAGAGGUGAGGCUGGGUAAAUACGUCAUGAUACAAUAAUGACUUACUUACCCAGCAAAGCCACGUCGAGUCUGAAGACAUAGCAGGGUCCUGCAUUGUUUGGUCUACACCAGUGACGCAUGUUUUUAGCUUUGGAAGGGACCCGGGGGACCCUGAAGAAACCCAUUCAGAGCAGGGGGAGAACAUACAACCUCCACACAGAGAACGCACUUGGCAAGCGUUCCAUUGAGCAGCCCAUCUCUUGAACCCCAAAGCUUUGCCACCGAGGGAGAGAAUUCACGCUCUUUGGCUUUCACCGUUUGGUUCCUCAGAGCCGACUGCGAUCGAAUCGAGCGCGGACGUAGGGCCACCCAGAGCGAAGGGCAAAAGGGGGUGAGACUUGCCCUGGGCUUCACGCAAACAGAGGGCCCCACAAUCGCGUGUGUGGUUGAUGGAAAAAGAGAGGUCCGCGUGGCAUUCUGCCCGGGGUUUCCAGGAGCCUCUGGGAGGUCCUGCGCGGUAGGCUCAUCCACUGCUGGCUGAGUGGAGAUGAUCAGAAACGUCGACCGUAACCCAUCAACCCAUCAACCCCGCCACCGGCAGAGAGAAGUUCUGGCGUUUUGAAGUUUGUCUUUAGAAUGUCUGAGCAGGGCACCCCUCAUCGAGAGGCUGCAAAGAGAGAAUUUAGUUCACGAUUCGUUUCCGAGGCCACCGAUUGAUCCGUGGGUAUCCGCAUUUCAAAAGUGUACAGUGUUCAACGCAGUCGUUACGCAGCAGUGCAGUCUGUAUGCGACGCAUGAUUACAGGCACCUAACAGCUGCUCAAUGUGUGUGUGUUUUUUUACGAGAAGCGUACCAGGUUUUAUUUUGACAGAUGCAGAGGGGGGGCGAUGUCGGGAAAGCACAUUUGUGAGAUGAUAUUGUUUUGCCUCCUGCAGAAGAAAGAGAGAGCGUUAUUUCCUGAGCCCAGUUCGAUUUUGUUUUGUACAUGACAACAGUUCUCUAACACAGCAGCAACAUAAUACUUCUCUUAUCGAGGACACGAACCGAAUUUGUAUAAAACUGUAUUUAAAUAAAUAAUGGUGAGAAAACCCGUAACUGUAUUGCAUUAAUGCAAGAUAUAUUGGGGAGGGGCUAUUUUAAUUACCUGGGCAAUGUAUGAGAUUACAGUUGAAUUCUCAUCUCGGUUUUGAUCUGCAGGGAUAAGCAAUACAUAUGUAUACACACACACACCGUGUAAAAUACGCAACACAGCACUUUAUAAAUUAUAUAUAUCACUGAUUUUAGGGCUAAGAUGAAAACAGAUUUGAAAGCGAUGCUUCAUGAGCCACACGAUCAAUAUAUAUUUAUUGCACGGGCAUCACGAGCAUGGGCCAUUUCCCGUGGCUGGGUGGGUCUUGUGGCAGAUGAAAAAUCCCCUGGUUAGCGCCAUCUCGAAGCCAGUGUCGUGCCCAGCCUCUCCAGACCUUUGACCUCCGUGGUGACCGUUUUGCCACCCAGCGGACAAACUACGUUCACAGUGUAGUGAUGUACAUGUAAUUUUUUUUCGCCAAUAUUUUUAUCUCAAUUGUGCUGUCAUUUUCAUACCAUGAGACAAAGUGUCCAUUCGGAGCUCUCACUGAGCAGAAUAUCUCCCCCCACACCACAUAUUGGAAAACGGCCCACAGAAGUGGAUAUCACAGAACUCCAGUACUUUCGAGUUCCCUUCAAGUGGCAUAUUUUGAAUACUACGGGCACUGCUUUUUGAUGCGCCAUUCGAUAUACGAUAGGCAAUGCGGACGUUUUAUGGUUUUUACAGAUGAGAUUUUGACACAUGAAGAGAAGAACCACAUUUAAUACGAUGGGUGUCUGUGCAGUCAUUAGCAAGACCAUCAAAGUGCUAUAGAGAAACGAGUUUAGUCACAGGCGGCUGAAUCCCACACUCAAGCCCAGGAAAUCAGUGUUGCUGGCUCAGUGAUCUAAACCCAGAGCCACCCAGCCACCUCUUGUAUUGAUGUUUUUAGAGUUUAUUUGCCAACCCUGGUCUGAUGAAUGCAGGCCAUGUGACACUCCAGUAGAUUUGUGCACAAAAGUGACCGAAGGUGGAGUUUUUUAAAAAAAUUCCACAUUCUGAGAGCUGUCGAUAGAGCCUGAAAAUACUUUACACUGAAACCACAGUGUCACCGCCACGCUACGGCACACGAAGCACGCAGAAAUGUUUUACAACCCUCUAACGGAUCGCGCUGUGAUGCUGUCGUGGUGUAAUAGUCGGCACACUGCACUUGCAAUCCAGAGGGCGCCGGUUCGAACUCUGGAUUGCAAGUCAAUUCCCCGCCGUGGUAGUUCACACAAUGGGCAAGUUUCUAGAAUCCACCCACCUCUGGCCAUCCAGCAGUAUGAAUCAGUACACGGCAGGUAGAGCCCGACGGAAAUUCGGUUUCGGUCUCGGCGCCGAAAGUUGGCAAAUUGCCUCUUUCGGCAUACUUUCGGUUUAGGCCGAAAGUCAAUUUUUAACUUUCGGCUUUGGCCGAAAGUAAAUUUUUAACUUUCGGUUUACUUUCGGUUUCGGCCGAAAGUCAAUUUUUUACUUUCGGUGUGGUUUCGGUUUCGGCCGAAACUGAUAUUGACUUUCGGUCGUCAUUCGUCAACCGCAUCUCUAUUUUUAGAAUAUAACGCUAGUGCUACGUCUAUCACUCUGCCUAUCGACCGGUCAGUCGGCGCUAGGCAAUCCUAUGCGAUAGGCUUCGGCCGAAAGUAAUUUUUGUACUUUUUUUACUUAAUUUUUGUAACUUAAUUUUUUACUUUAAAGUAUUUUUUUUACUUUCGGUCUGGUUUCGUUUUCGGCUGAAACCAGAAAUUCAGUUUAGGUCGGCCUCUAACGAGAGGUGAUCAACAGGUCGCGCGUGUGGUGGGAUAAAGUGUGGGUACGCCCACCUCUUCCAAGACAUUCAAUCAGCGUGGAAGAGCAGGCCAAAUACCCUCGAGCGGGGAUCUCUGAGCGCCCCCCCCCCCCCCCUCCAACGAAGGUCGAUCCACCUGCGUUGGCAUAAGGCAGAAAUUGCAGGGUUGCACCUUUACUGUAGUCGACUUUGCGGACUCAUCCGCAAAGUACCGUGCCAGCGUAAGUGGCGUGGGGAAAUCUCGCUGUGCCGCACUGGUGCAGAGCCAGCCGUUAAUCGUCGUGGCUCUAGAUUGGAUUUUAAAGAUUUAGAAUCCUCCAUCGGGAAAACCGCUGACCACAAACAAAUGCAGCAAAACGAGGGUAAAAGCCCCACGCGUUUUUAACCAAAAACAACGCUUAAAGAUUAAAGUGCAUUUUUAUACGUAAUAUUGAUUAAUUUAAGUAUGUUACUUUUUAACUCCGUAUAACUCCAGGAGUCUGCAUAUGAGUUCACAAUUCGCAGGCAUGUGUUCCUAGAGAGCGUGAUUUAUAUGCAGGAUUUAGAGUUCAAUCAAUAGACUCUCACAGUGUUCCUGGAAAGCCUGGUGCCAAGUCCUGCACAAGUAAUUGUAGUUUCCUCUACCCUCAUCUUCGGAAAGCAGACAAUGCAACACAGUUACCUUGAUAUGUGCGUAUACGUGCGCGUGUGUGUGCCUUUGUACAAAUACACACACACACAGUCGGGUGAUUGUAAUGUAUUGUCGCAAUGGAAGUGUAAACGGAUGUGAUGGAGGGGUCCGGACAUCAUGAAAGAGAAAAUCCCCCGCAACUUUAAGGCAGGGGUUCAAAGAGUUCCGGGACUUUAACUCCGAAUAUAACACAAGACACAGCAAGCCCGUGCACGUAAAGCAAUGCCACACCGAGGUGGCAGACGGACUGACAUACCCAGAACAGACACUCACACGGAGAGUAAUAAUUUAGAACAUUUGGUAUUAGCACCAGUCUGAAAACGCAAGGCUUUACGAAGGCGCUGUAUCACAGUCUGCAGUCGGUUCGGAGUAGGGGGCGAUGUCGCUAACGUGUACGGUUACAAGUACAUUCUCUAAUUUGGACCAUAACACCUGCACAUUGGCCUACUUUUCUCAAAUCACGCCAUGGGAUCUUAAACACGCGCUGUGCAGCAGACGGCGUGUGUUUUACACGCAAUAUGCCCGUAGUCAUAACCUGGGCACUCCGUCGGAUAUGAACCUUGAAUCUCGAGAACAAGCGGCGAAUGCGCUCCCGCUGAGACACGUGACUGCCGCUGAACCCUCGCCCAAGACCACGAGCUGGUCAGGUCUUUGUUUGACGUGUGUGUGUGUGCGUAGGCCUCGGCAAGGUAAGGUAAUUGUACCAUUUUACCGGGUAAAAGGGUAAGGGUAAAGGUGUCGACAUGCCAAGGGGUAAGGGUAAAGGGUAGGGUAAAAGGUAGGCUCGUUGUUUUUACACUGUUACCUUACCUUGCCGAGGCCUAUGUGUGCGCAUUACCAGGUGGUGACACAUUCCACUGACUGCUCGAGAAAAAAAAAGACCACGAUGUGUCUAAGUUGCCGAUUGGGCAACACCAACAAUGACAGCGUGCGUGACAAACACGGUGCACACCAACUGGGGAGAGGGGCUUUCUUGCUUUGAUGUGUUGUGGUCAACGGGUGUUCACGAAAACCUGCCGAGAAAAGCACUGUGUAUUUGUGGCCGUGCGUGUGUGUGUGUGUUCAAGUAUGAAAACAUUGUUUUAACAGGGUAGUGCAAAUUUGUCAAUGUGUACGUGUGCAAGAUGUUGUCAAGCUGUGAUAAUUGUGUUAAAUGUUGCGAAAUGAUUGUAAUAAUGACCGUGUGUUUUUUUUUGUAUAUUUGUGCGAGAUAAAUUGUGGCCCUCGGUGGCUACUGACUGAUGACUGGCCAAAGCAAACCCUUCAUUCUUGAUUUGACGCUUUCGUGACUGCAGGAAUCCAUACUCUUUGGUUCUUUCGGUCAAGUCACGUGGGUAGAAAAAUAAUCAUAAUAAUAGAUCAAUACGUUUCGAUCGCCACAUAAGCGAUCGUCCUCGGGUGGGAUAUCCGAAAGAACCAAAGACUACAAACCCUUCAUGUCACGACACCCACGUUUCACCACAGGGCAUAGCAACACUGAAAUGCACGUUCCAGUCUGCUGAACGUUAACGUGUGCUCAUACAAUGUUAGAUGUCAAAUUAAGUGUUUUCAAGUUAAUUUAUUAUUAUUAAAGAAUGUGUAUAUAAUAUUAAGUGUGUACAUUUCUUAAAUUAUAAUUUAUUA